GAUCGAGGCUGGACUGGCCGCGGCUGAACUGGGUGCGGGAACAGAAACCUGCACUUGGGUCGAUGUGCCUCCCCUUGUUUAGAUGUUAGCAGCGCGGCUCUGCGUUCCCCCCAAACGCGCUGAUCUCUGCUAUCAGCCCGGGUCUUUUACCCCCGCAUUUACAACAAACCCCCAGCUCAGCCAUGGGCCCCCCUCCGUCUCCUGGCCACGUUAUGGAUCGCACCCCAAAUAAAGCGCUCGUCGCUUGAGACGGAAACAUAACAGGCUUGUUUUUUGGGAGUGACUCACCUCCCCUUCCCCAGAGUUUGAUUCAAAAAGAGUUCAGAACCAAGAUGGCCGCCGAUCCCAUGCAGGCUGGCAUGGUUUCGGAGCAACUGGGCCUGGGGCACAACCUUGACCUGUCUGACACCAUGGUGCAACAGAAGCUAGAUGAAAUCAAGGAGCAGAUCAAGAGGGAAAUCCGCAAAGAGCUGAAGAUCAAAGAGGGAGUGGAAAACCUUAGAAAGGUCACCACAGAAAAAAAGAGACUGGCAUAUGUUGAUAAUAUGCUUAAGAAGUCCAACAAGAAGCUCGAGGAGCUGCAUCAAGAGCUGCAAGAGCUCAACGCUCAUAUUGUGGUGAAGGAUCCAGAGGAUCUUCUCUUGGAGUGCCCACUUACGCUGGACAGCCCUAAAAGUGAAUCACGUACAUGCACUAGCAGCAGUAGACUAGCAGCCCUGAAGAAACAGAACGACAUUGAGCUGAAGGUGAAGCAGGGGGCCGAGAACAUGAUCCAGAUGUAUUCAAAUGGCUCCUCGAAGGACAGAAAACUUCUUGCGACGGCACAGCAAAUGCUUCAAGACAGCAAAACCAAGAUCGAGUUCAUCCGAAUGCAGAUCCUCAAAGCCAGCCAGACCAGCGAGCUCAGUUUUGACAACAAUGAUGUCAUCGCCAAACCCAUCAUCAGUCCGCUGGACCUGCGGGUGGAGGAGCUCUGCCAUCACACACGCAUAGAGUUCGCUGUAGCCGAAGGAGCCAAGAACGUCAUGAAGCUGCUGGGCUCCGGCAAACUGGCAGAGAAGAGGGCUCAUUCAGAGGCCCAAGCCAGAUUCAAUGAGUCCAGUCAGAAGCUGGAUUUGUUGAAGUAUUCCCUGGAGCAGAGACUCAAUGAGCUUCCCAAGAACCACCCGAAGUGCAGUUUGAUCAUGGAGGAGCUAUCUCUGAUGUCCUCUCCGGCUCUCAGUCCUCGCCAGAGCUUCAUAUCCACCCAAAACCACAACAGCACUGUGAAGAACCAGUACAGCACCAAACCAGCAGCUCUCACAGGUAAGCUGGAGGUUCGGCUCAUGGGAUGUCAGGAUUUGUUAGAGAGUGUGCCUGGCCGCUCUAAAGCCACGUCGGUACCGCUGCCCGGUUGGAGCCCCAGUGAAACUCGCUCAUCUUUCAUGAGCCGUGGAAACCGCAGAGGAACCAGCGUUCGAAACCUCUCUAAAAAUGACGACUUGUCCAAUGAGAUUAGUGCUGUUCUGAAGCUUGACAACACUGUAGUGGGUCAAACCAGCUGGAAACCUGUCAGUAACCAGUCAUGGGACCAGAAGUUUACAUUGGAGCUUGAUCGGUCUCGUGAGCUGGAGAUCUCUGUGUAUUGGAGGGACUGGCGGUCUCUUUGUGCAGUCAAAUUCCUGCGACUCGAGGACUUCCUGGACAACCAGCGGCACGGAAUGUGCCUUUACCUUGAGCCACAAGGGACUCUGUUUGCAGAGGUGACUUUUUUUAAUCCAGUCAUUGAGCGACGAACUAAACUCCAAAGGCAGAAGAAGAUUUUUUCAAAGCAACAAGGGAGGACGUUCUUGCGGGCCCCUCAGAUGAGCAUAGGGACAUGGGGCCGACUGGUGAGGAGGGCCAUUCCUUCCCCCAAUAACUCUUUCAGUCCUCUGGCGGCAGAGACUGGACACAGCAGUCACCCUGGAACCCCUGCACUGAGGAGUGACCCAAUAGUGACAAAACUGGACUUUGACAGAGACACUACACCAAAGAAUUACUCUCCUGUUAGUGUGCGAGAAGUCCUGCCCGAGGACAAGAUCUCCAACAAAGAGCGAGAGAGGGGCGCUUUGACUGCGUUUGCCUACCGAAAUGACAGGAAUAGCAUCAUUGUACAGUCUGGCCUUGAAGAAAUAGUUGAACAUGACACUCCACCUUCAGCAUUACAGCUCAUAAAUGUCCAGAAAAGCACAGAAAUAAGGGAUGAAGAAGAACAGUUUCAUUUCAGUCUUAAAGACUUUAAAUGUGUUGCAGUAUUAGGCCGCGGUCAUUUCGGAAAGGUGUUACUAGCAGAAUACACUAUUACUGGUGAAAUGUUUGCCAUCAAGGCUCUUAAAAAGGGAGAUAUUGUAGCCCGUGAUGAGGUUGAAAGUUUGAUGUGUGAGAAGAGGAUAUUUGAGACUGUGAACAGCGUUCGGCACCCGUUCCUGGUCAAUCUAUUUGCAUGUUUCCAGACUAAGGAUCAUGUGUGUUUUGUGAUGGAGUAUGCGGCAGGAGGGGACCUUAUGAUGCACAUACACGCGGACGUGUUUUCAGAGCCACGGGCCACGUUUUAUGCAGCUUGUGUCGUUCUGGGCUUGCAGUUUUUACAUGAGCAUAAGAUUGUAUACAGGGAUCUGAAGUUGGAUAACUUACUGCUUGACACUGAGGGAUUUGUCAAGAUUGCUGACUUCGGUCUUUGCAAAGAAGGAAUGGGUUAUCGGGACAGAACCAGCACUUUUUGCGGCACUCCAGAGUUUCUGGCACCUGAGGUGUUAACUGAAACAUCCUAUACACGAGCUGUGGACUGGUGGGGCCUCGGCGUACUCAUUUUUGAGAUGCUUGUCGGAGAGUCUCCAUUUCCUGGUGAUGAUGAAGAAGAGGUGUUUGACAGCAUUGUGAAUGACGAGGUUCGCUACCCACGAGUCCUCUCAACAGAAGCCAUCUCCAUCAUGAGAAGGUUGUUAAGAAGGAAUCCAGAGAGACGGCUUGGAGCUGCUGAACGAGAUGCAGAAGAUGUGAAGAAACAUCUGUUCUUCAGAGAUAUUGACUGGGACGGAUUAUUAGCAAAGAAAGUAAAGCCACCAUUUGUACCCACGAUUCAAUGCUCCAGUGACGUUAGUAACUUUGAUGAUGAAUUUACCUCAGAGGCUCCAGUGCUGACGCCACCCAGAGAACCGCGGCCAUUAAACCAGCACGAGCAGGACCUGUUCACUGACUUUGACUACAUCGCAGACUGGUGUUAGCCAUAUGCUUGGCAUCCCCUUCCUCUCCACAAACACACACACUUGCAGAAAAUGUGAAUCAGACCUUUUGCAGAUCUCCCUAUUUCGCUGUCAGUGUUAUUUUAGAUCCCCUUUUCAGUUUUAACAUGAAGAAACUUUUAUUUUUUUAAUAAGUGUUGCCUGUAUAUUCGGGUUCAAUUAAUUAACCCAUUUUAUCAGAAAUGAUUGGAGCUAAGCACUAUGGAGGACGAAACCUGCUAAACUUAAAUGAAUAAAUAUACAAAUAUUUAAAUAAAUGAGUAAACAAAUCCAUAAAUUCCUGCAUUAAAUAAAUACAUAUGCAAAUAAAUCAAUAAAUGCAUAUAAAAGUCCACAAAUUCCUACUUAAGUAAAUAUAUAAAUAGUUAAUAGUGUGGGCAGGUAAAUAUUUAAACGAAUUACUUAAAUGUUGGGGGAGUAAGAAAAUGUUUGAGUUCUUGAACGUAGUUGCGUAUUUACGUUCCUCAGCUCAACAUGCUAAUGAGAGGCUGUCUGUCAAUCAUCAAAAGGCGGUCAAAAAAAAAAAUUAAUGCAAAUUUUCUUUAACGAUUAGCCAAUUAUGGCAUAAAGACCGCCUUCUGAUGAUUGACAGGCAGCCUCUCAUUAGCAUGUUGGCCUGGGGAAAAGUAAAUACACAACCACGUUCAGGAAAUCAAAAAACGUUUGAAAGGGAGGGCAUUGUCUUCUUCCUCCAACAUUCGUGUACUUUGUUAUUAUUGACCUGCAUGCAUUAUUAAUGAUUUAAUUAUGCAGGAAUUUGUGGAAUUUUAUAUACACUUAAUUAUUUGCAUAUUUAUUUUUAAUUAUGCAGGAAUUUAUUUAAAUAUAUUUACUCAUUUGUUUAUAUAUUUGCAUAUUUAAUUGUUUGUUUUUGCAGGUUUCGCCCUUCAUAAAUCACUGACUGAACACGAAAAUAACCAUCUGUUGUUCAGUGUAGUUUUGAGCAUGUGAAUUAUGACUCAUUGACGCCCCCUAGUGUUGUGGAAGUCACUAGGGUCACAUUAAAGGGAUAGUUCACCCUAAAUAUACUCCAACCUUUGAGUUUCUUUCUUGUGUUGAAUACAAAAGAAAGAUAUUUUGAAGUAAGCCGAAAGCUGGUCAUACUUUCAUAGUAGGAAAAACAAAUCCUAUGGAACUCAUUGGUUAUUACUGGUUUUCAGCCUUAUUCAAAAUAUGAUCUUUUGUGUUUAAACAAAACUCUUAACAGGUUUGUGACAAAUGAAGGGUCAGAAAAUGAUGGCAGAACUUAGUUCUUUGUGAACUAUCCCUUUUAACACAGUCACACUGGGGAUGAUGAGCCUUGAUUUAGGUGUUUUUUGUGUGUGUUAGAAGCAUUUACAGUGUGACUGGUUUAAAAAAAAGUCUCUCAAAUGUCUGUGUUCCUUAUUUUAAAGCCAUAGGCUGAGAUCAUGGUAUCUGAUACUUUGUAUCUCAUCCACUGAAUGUACAGUUUGCCACCAUUACCAAAACAUCUAGCCAUUUUCUACAUAAUGCAAUCCAUACUCUUCCCUACAGUGAAUAUUAAUCUACAAAGAACUCUGUGCUCUGAAACAUGAAAUGUCUUUAAUUCAGUAAAUUAUUUCUUUUUUUAUUUGCUUUUUAACCAGACUUAAGCUGUCAAUGGAUUUAUGCUGCCUUUUAAAAGUUCAUGCUCAGUGUGUUUUUGAAAGAGUUUUUCUUUUGAGGACUGGAGAACAAAUAGCUGAUAACAUUCAGCGUUGCCAUCUAAGGACAGGGUUCCCAUGCUUUUUGAAAGUGCUUGAUUUUAAGAAAUAUGAAUUCAAGGACUUAAACGUACAUCCUUGAAAGUGCUUGAAUUGAAAGUUUAUGGUGUUAUUUCAACAAUUGUUCUCUGUUGAUUUUAAAUGGAACAAAACAAACAUAGAAGCUCUUAAUUGAAAACUCUUAAAUUUAAAUCAUACACUUGAACUGACAAAUAAUGCAUUUGAAUAUUGCCAGUAUAAAUUCAACAAAUUGUAUUAAAGUUCUUUGAAUAUGACUUUUAAAGGGCUGUUUAAAAUGGUCGACCUUCAAAACAUCAUCAUCAUGAAAUUUUAAUGUAAAUAAUAAGUGUAAGUGAAAUGUUAAGUCAGGAGGGACUUUCAGGGCACUACAUAUGCUGGGGGUGUGAAUCACAAAGGUGAUAUUGGUGAUUUAAAAAGUCCUUGAAUUUGGUGUCCAUGAAAGAGCAAGUUAAUGUCCUUUUAUUAUUAAUAAUAACAAAUGCAGCCUUUGUGCAUGGGGAAACUCUCAAAAACAAAAAUCAUACUGAGCAGAAUUUUCAAAUGGUAGUGUGUGACAGGCAAUAACAUUACCUCAGUUGUUAAAGAGAAAGUUCACCCAAAAAUAAAACAUCUACUCAUGUACAUUGGUUCCAAACCUACCAAAACUGGUAUCUACUGACAUCCAUAGUAGGAAAAAAGACUAUAGAUGCCAAUGGCCAAGAGAAGAAACUCAAGCACAAUUAAAGGUGAGUAAAUGACGACAGAACUUUCAUUUCUGGGUGAACUGUCUUUUAACAUUAGCUCUAGUUGUUCCCUACUGAAAUUCAUCCAUUAAAAAAAAGCUCAUAACUAGUGGAUGAGACUUGAUAGACUGGAAUCCAUGCUAGACACCAAAUAUCCUGAAUAUACUCACUCAGAAAUGGGUCUGAAGCUUCAUAUGUGUAAAAAGCAAUCCAACCUGAGGGCUAGUUUGAGGUCUGGUGUGUUAUAUAGGCGACACUACAUAAACACUAUCAAGCUGGAAGCACUACUUUUUGUCUAAAAUAUCCAUGUUUUAUCUAAAUUGUGGGAAAAUGAUGAUGUAAAAAGGUUUUCUAUGUGUUUGAGCAUGAGGUCUCCAAUGGUACAGUCACAAGUUUGACUUGGCAACGGUGUAAAUAACAGGUUUUGCUACAAACUGUCAGCCAUCGUGAAUGCAAAAAAUUAAAUGUUUAUUAUGGAAA
Messenger RNA from Danio rerio (zebrafish), 6210 nucleotides. The record is from RefSeq and is a predicted model, not a curated record. NCBI's taxonomy places the organism in Eukaryota, Metazoa, Chordata, Actinopteri, Cypriniformes, Danionidae.